AUGAUUCGUUUCAAGAAGCAGUUAGAGAACUUUCAUAUGAAUUAUUUCAUGACUAUAAGCAAAUAAGCGAUGCUGAAAUAAAAGUGCAAUUCAAAAAUAAGUUAGAAAAUAAUAAAGAUUGUGCAAAAUACA
This is a messenger RNA of Racocetra persica, 132 nucleotides long. NCBI's taxonomy places the organism in Eukaryota, Fungi, Glomeromycota, Glomeromycetes, Diversisporales, Gigasporaceae. The record is from the annotation of a GenBank genome assembly.